Anoplophora glabripennis (Asian longhorned beetle) is the source of this 954-nucleotide messenger RNA. RefSeq names its product putative fatty acyl-CoA reductase CG5065. Lineage: Eukaryota; Metazoa; Arthropoda; Insecta; Coleoptera; Cerambycidae. Gene Ontology annotation, cellular component: peroxisome. Gene Ontology annotation, molecular function: alcohol-forming very long-chain fatty acyl-CoA reductase (NADP+) activity. The transcript has 6 exons. Gene Ontology annotation, biological process: long-chain fatty-acyl-CoA metabolic process. Bases 1 to 954 code for a protein of 317 amino acids. The record is from RefSeq and is a predicted model, not a curated record.
AUGGAAUUGUUCGAUACUUUAAAGAAUAUUAACCCCGAAGUUAUUAAGAAAUUAGUACCCAUAUGUGGAGAUCUAGCUAAACCCAAACUUGGUUUAACCGAAGAAGACACCCAAACUCUUAUUGAAAACGUGGACAUCAUCUACCAUGGAGCCGCUUCAGUAAGAUUCGAUGAUCACCUGAGAGAUGCAGUACUACUAAAUACAAGAGCUACUAAAGAAGUAGUAGACAUAGCUUUGCAAGCAAAGAAGUUAAUAACGUUUGUGCAUAUAUCUACUUCAUAUUGUAAUUGCGAUAGAUUCGAAGUAGAGGAAAAAAUAUAUCCAGCACAUGCCGAUUGGAAAAGUACUAUAACAUUGGCGGAACAAGUUGAUCAACACACUUUAAGUAUUCUGUCAUCGAAGUAUAUUUAUCCUUUACCAAAUACUUACACAUUUGCAAAAUCUUUAUCUGAACAUGUUGUUAAUGAUUUGUGCAAAGGCAAACUACUUGCAACAAUUGUAAGGCCUUCAAUUGUUGUUGCGUCUUUAGACGAACCAAUCCGUGGCUGGGUUGAAAACUUCAAUGGCCCAAUGGGUCUGCUCUGUGGUGGAGGAAAAGGUGUAUUACAAAUAUGUUAUAUAGAAGAUAAAUCCACUUUUGAUUGGAUUCCAGUGGACAUUUUAACAAAGUUGUUAAUUCUGAUUACCUACGAAAAGGCAUUAUCUAAUGACAUAGAUGAAAUUCCAGUCUACAACGCUGCUGCUGGUGAGAAGACAAUCAUGACCUACAAAGAAUUAGUGGAUUAUGGCCGAAUGACAAUAUGGGACGCACCAUAUACAAAUUUAUUUUGGUAUCCUUCAUGUUCAGUGGCAAAUAACUUAUACAAGUUUUAUGUAUACUUCUUUUUACACAAUAUGAUACCUGCAUUACUUGUUGGUGGUUUACUAAAGGCUUUUGGAAAGGAAACGCUGUAA